UCUCUGAGACAGCUAUUCAAAUAAUGGGAACGGAGUUAGGUAAUCACGGGCUACGUUUAUAAGGUGACUCGAGAAGGUUUUUGAAAGUAACGCGCAUUCAAGUCAACGCAAAGCUACGGCUGUCGUUAGACAAAGAGAAAAUGUUUUUCUUUUAACUGAGCAGCGCACAUGAGCGCAUCAGACGAAAUGAACGCGUGAAAUGACUCGCGUAUGGUUUGGAGUGGGAUUCCUCCACAUCGCGUCCACGUUCCCCGUGGGCUGACAAACACGCAGGGAAACGAGCUCCGUGAAGUCAAAUGCGGUCAACUACUUCAUUUUUCUUUGGCAUUGAACAGGGCGACGCUUUUAACUCCGAAAGCGAUAAAUGCAGAUUUAUGGUGAUGCUCUAAAACGUGAUUGAUUUCUUUCCACCCCCACCAGAACCCCCCGUAUAGUGACGGAACCCACCGACAGCUGCUCGAUAUGCUUCAGUCUUGAGAGGAAUAUUUUCCUUGAAUUUUGAAUAUUUGCCGCUCCUGUUUUUGAAGCUGUCAGCUUUUUUAGAUUAUAACAUUUUCAAGCAGGAUCGAAAAGGACGCGAUACAAAUUCAAGCGGGAUUUUAAUGAGGCGACAAAAUGAAAGGACUGAAGAAAGUACGUAAUCCGGAUCGAAUGUACAGAACCGCCGUCGGUUACACCGGCCACAUUCCUCCUAAGAGUGUCAACGAUGACACAGACAACAACAAUGAACAUGGACAUUUGAAAAUCUACUUGCCCAAGAAGCUUCUGGAAUGCCUUCCCAAAUGCUCCUCCCUUCCCAAGGAGAGACAUCGCUGGAACACCAACGAGGAGAUUGCGGCCUACUUGAUAACAUUCGAGAAACAUGAAGAGUGGCUGACAACGUCCCCCAAAACCAGGCCACAGAAUGGGUCUAUGAUACUCUACAACAGGAAGAAGGUGAAGUACAGGAAAGAUGGCUACUGCUGGAAGAAGAGGAAAGAUGGUAAAACCACACGGGAGGAUCACAUGAAGCUCAAAGUGCAGGGAGUGGAGUGUUUGUACGGCUGCUAUGUCCACUCCUCCAUCAUUCCCACCUUUCACCGCCGCUGUUAUUGGCUGCUACAGAACCCUGACAUUGUGCUGGUCCACUACCUGAACGUGCCCGCCAUAGAGGAUUGUGGGAAACCAUGUGGACCCAUCCUGUGCUCCAUCAACACAGAUAAGAAAGAGUGGGCCAAAUGGACCAAGGAAGAGCUCAUUGGACAGCUCAAGCCCAUGUUUCAUGGCAUCAAGUGGACUUGCAGCAAUGGGAAUAGCAGCACAGGGUUCUCAGCAGAGCAGCUGGUUCAGCAGAUUCUGGACAGCCACCAGACCAAACCACCUCCCCGGACUCACAACUGCCUCUGCACGGGCAACCUGGGUGCUGGAAGCAGCCUGCAUCACAAAUGCAACAGUGCCAAACAUCGUAUCAUCUCCCCUAAAGUGGACCCACGUGCCGGAGGCGCCUACGGCGGCGGCCACUCCGAGGUUCAGAACAACGAUGUGUCCGAAGGCAAGACGGAGCACAGUCACGGCGGGGGCAAAAAUGGCAGGGCGGGUGGCGACGGUGCCGGUGGAACGGGUCGAGAGAAGAGGAACGGCAAGGUGCCCAAGCCGGCACUGCUCCACCAGAAUAGCAUGGAGGUGUCCUCGUCCAAUCAGGUGGAGGUUCCAGACACCACCCAGAGCUCACCCGUCUCCAUCAGCAGCGGGCUUAACUCGGACCCCGACAUAGCCGACAGCCCCGUGGUGGCCGGAAUAGGUCACGUGGCCUCUGUCAUGAGUAGCCUGUCUCAGUCCGCCACGGUUUUUAUGUCUGAGGUUUCUGGUGACCCAGUCUAUAGCAUGUCACCUACCGUAGACCCCAACGCUCACCUCCUGGGUCCAGACACGGCUUCUAGCAGUCUGGUGUUGGCGGUGACGACCGACAGCCAUAAGUUUGCAUUCGCUGGGACGGUGGGCGUAGGGUUAGCAGACGCUGGGUCCACGGAGGGGCUCGCUAUGUUGUCGACAGGCGGCAUGUCAGAAGAACUGGUGCUCUCUAGCAACCUGGAGACCGGGUCUAUCAAACUGCCCGAGACUAAUAUGAACUUUGACCCUGAUUGCUUUCUCAACAACCCCAAGCAAGGUCAAACGUAUGGUGGGAAUGGGUUAAAAACUGAAGAGAGUAACAGUAGCAGCUGCAGUAAUGGAGGAUUGCAAUGUUCUCCGCCUCUAAGUGACAACGGAUAUACUUUCAACCCCGCUCUCGUGAAGAACAUCAAGACAGAGGACACCUCAUUUGAACAACAACUGGCUCACGAAAGUGGAUAUCAAGUGGGUGAGGUGGUGAGCGGUGCGGUCAGCAUCUCUGGAUCCUCAAGCAGUGGUUCGACACAAAACUCUCUGGCUUUGACUCCCACUGGUUCAUUGCUGCCAUCUGGGGGCGGUCUGAGUCCCAGCACAACGCUUGAGCAGAUGGACUUCAGCGCCAUUGACGCCAAACAGGAUUAUCCCGCCAGUGUGAUGUCAGCUGCAGGAUACGGACAGAUAUCCAGCUCUCACCUGGCCCACCAAGGCCACUCGCCCAGCUUCUUCCUGCAAGGCUCUCCCCAGUCCACUCAAAACCAGGCCCACCAGAACAACGGUUCGACCCAGAACUCCCAUGACGCCGCUUACAUGGGCCUGUCGGUCGUGAAGACCCAAGACUCGACGGGCACCAAUGGACAUCUCCACCACCAUCACCACACACAGCACUCCACCUCCAAUUGCAACGGUAGCUCUCCGACAAAAAGAAACGGACUCCAGCUUUUGCAGUACCAGAAUCACUUCUCCAACCCGGGCCAGGAGCACGAGGAAGUCAGUGGCAUGGAACAGCCAGCAGGAGUAGAACCAGGUGAUGGAGGCGGUCAGGAGAAAGAGUCAGAUUGUGUGUUGAAACCAGGAGACCACUUGCAGCCUGGUGAAGGAGGAGAAGGUGACGGUGUAGGGGGCACAGAGCAUUACCUCCAGCAGCCAGCAGAGGGCAACGGGGCAGCGAGGGCAGAAAGUGGAACCUUGUGCAAUGGCGGUGAACGAAACAGAACUUCCAACAGCCCCCAUCAACAGCUCCAGCCGCUUCUGCAAGGAGCCGGUUUGGUGCCGGGUCUUUUCAGCACCGUGGAUGCCCACCAGAGCCUGGGGGGCAGUGGUACCAACGCAGGAGGGUCCAUGGAGAUCAACCUGGACCAUUUUGAUGUUUCCUUCGGUAAUCAGUUCUCAGAUCUCAUCAAUGACUUUAUUUCGGUGGAGGGCGGAAGCGGUGCGGGCGUGGUGGCGGGGGGCAACGCUCUCUAUGGCCAUCAGCUGAUGACCCAUACGGGAACAGAGGGGCAGGUCUCCUCUGGAACCGCGGCACAGCAAGGUGCUGAAGAUGGGGCGAGGGGGUAUAAUUCGACAGACAUCUGCCUGCAGCCCUGCUGUAGCCCUCAGUCUUCUCAGGCCGGGGCAGUGACGGGCGAGGCGGGACAGCUGGCGUACAUGCAGGUGGCCGAAGCCGUGGCGCAUGGGAACAUGGGAAUGUUGCAGGCUACCGGAAGGCUGUUUGUAGUGACGGAUUAUUCUCCAGAGUGGUCCUAUCCAGAGGGCGGGGUGAAGGUGCUUAUAACAGGCCCGUGGCAGGAGGUCAGCAGUGAAUACACCUGCCUGUUUGAUCAGAUCACAGUUCCAGCGUCUCUCAUUCAGCCCGGUGUGCUGCGCUGUUACUGCCCAGCUCAUGAUACAGGUCUGGUGACCCUUCAGGUGGCGGUCAGCAGUCAGAUCAUCUCUAACUCAGUGGUGUUUGAAUAUAAAGCCCGUGCGCUGCCCGCACUGCCCUCCUCACAACAUGACUGGCUCUCUCUGGAUGAUAACCAGUUCAGAAUGUCCAUCCUGGAACGCUUGGAGCAAAUGGAACGAAGGAUGGCUGAGAUGGCCGGACAGCAGCAACAGGGCAGUGGAGGAACGUCGGAUAGCGGAGGACCUUCAGUGGGUGAAGGAGAAGGUGGAAGAGGAAGCUCUGAACAAGCACAGUUUUCAGCAGGUCAGAGUCAGAACCAGGGUCCUGGUGCCGCAGGCAGCUCCUUUGAGAGCCGUGUGGUGGUAGUUUGCGAGAAGAUGAUGAACCGGGCCUGCUGGGCCAAGUCCAAGCACUUGAUUCACUCCAAAACGUUUCGGGGCAUGACUUUAUUACAUCUGGCAGCUGCCCAGGGUUACACCACCCUUAUCCAAACGCUUAUCAAGUGGCGCACUAAACAUGCAGACAGUAUUGACCUGGAACUUGAGGUUGAUCCUUUGAAUGUGGAUCACUUUUCCUGCACACCACUGAUGUGGGCCUGUGCUCUGGGUCACAUGGAAGCAGCCGUGGUUUUGUACAAAUGGGAUCGGCGAGCUUUGGCCAUUCCAGAUUCUUUGGGUCGCUUACCGCUGGCUAUCGCCCGGUCCCGCGGCCACACUAAGCUGGCAGAGUGUUUGGAGAGUCUUCAGAGGGACGAGCAUCAGUCAGGAGCCCUGACUACAACUGCCAGCAUGCCUUUCUCUCCAUCUGCCGAGGCCUCGGCCGCAGAGGGAUGGAUGAACGUUUGGGGAACCGAAACGACUUCAGCUGGACUGAAAGAAAGCACCAUCACUAGUUCUACUUCCAGCACCAGCUCAGACUUGAGGAGACCCAGAUCUGAACCGUCCAGUUUCUACAGCAGCGUCGGUCAUGGGGACGCUCCCUUGAGCAAAAAACACAAACCCAAUCCUGAGACCCACCAAGCUCGACCCAGCAAAUCCUGCUCUGUCCCUCUUGCACUGGAAGAUCAGACCCACAAACCCAAGUCAUGCCCCUCCAAACCUAGAGAAGCAACCCUGGACAGUGAGCCGGGAGAUGAAGAGCGGACUCAGGCCAACUUGGGUUCGACUUGCGGAGGUGGACGAUGGGCUUCUAGACAGGCUGCAGGACGCAGAGUGCCGACUGGCAAAGAAAGACUAGCAAGCAGACUGAGAUUAAGAGAAAUUGCUAGCACAGGAACAAUCUCUGAUCUGCGGACAAGCCAAGAGAAUCUAGAGAACACAGGAGUGCAGAACAUGAACAUGAUGACUUUAGCAGAGGAGGUAAUCGAGGCGACAUCUGAUCGCAUCAAGAGGGAAAACUUGGUCACGUCAGAAACUACACUAGAUGGUGUUGGAGUCAGUAACACCAUGAGCUGGUUGACCAGCUACCUUGGAGAUGCAGAGAGGUUCCUGUUUAACAAGUCCCUAACUUCCUCUCCUGGCAUGGGUGCCAUGCAUGGUGGAGUACAGCCGGACUUUGAAGGUCCCAUUGGAAAACUCGGCCUUCAGUCUCCUGCGGAAUGGACCGCUCUCCUCAACGCUUCCCACGGCAAGGAAGAGCGUGACCUGCCCCAGCUGGCCCUGUCCGACCCCGAACAGAGAGAACUAUACGAGGCAGCCCGUCAGGUCCAGAACACCUUCCGUAGAUACAAGGGUCGCCCGCUUCGUGAGCAGCAGGAACUGGCAGCCGCUGUCAUUCAGCGCUGUUAUAAGAGGUACAAACAGCUGACAUGGAUAGCCUUGAAGUAUGCACUUUAUAAAAAGAUGACGCUGGCCGCCAUCCUCAUCCAGAGUAAAUUCCGCAGCUACCACGAACAGAAGAAGUUCCAGCAGAGUCGCAGGGCAGCCAUGCUGAUCCAGCAAUAUUACCGCAGCUACAAAGAGCUGGGCCGGCCGAACCCACGCAGACGAGCCGCCGCAGCUGCACUAGUGCAGCACAAACUCAGAGGUGGUUUACUGACCAAAAGACAAGAUCAGGCGGCCAGGAAGAUCAUGCGAUUUCUGCUGAGGUGUCGUCACAGCCCCUUGAUGGACCAUAGACUAUUCAAACGGGGUGAAAGAAUUGAGAAAGGCCAAGGAACAUGAGAGCUCCUCGUCGAGUCCCGUCGCAGUGUAACAUCUGAAGUCAGACUCUUCCUUCUGUUUUUACAAGAGACGAUUUACAAAAAAAGCAAAAAUUAUUUAUGAAGCGGAUCAUGGGAAAUGCGACGGUUGAACUCUGCCGGCGAGUUUGACUGCUUCUGCUACUGCGUUGUGUUUUUCUCGCUACGGGGAUCAAGACUUUCGGGGAGAAAUGACAUUAUCUUCAUGGCAUUUUUGCACUCUUCAUAGAUUUUUUCUUUCGAUUACGAUAAAGGAAAAAAGGAACGAAGACCAAGGAUUAAAGGCUUUUUAUUCUGACAGUGCUUGUAAAAUAUCAUCAGAAAUGCAUCAUGCCGGAAAGCCGCUUUACAUUUUUAUAUUUUGAAAGGAAAAAAUACAACAAUCAGUUUGGGAAAAAAAGAACAAAACUUAGAAAAUUUUAACCAAAAAAAGUGACCAUAUGCAUGCAGAGAGAGUAUUUGAUAUCAAUCUAUCAUCUCCACUAAUCUUUGUUUUGACAAAUGCUGUUGUUUCAUUCAAAGGGAAAGCCUUCUUAUGAAUGUAGAUGGGGUCAGGGCAAAAAUGCUGGGUUUGAAAUAUCAGUGUCUUACUUUUUUUGUCUUUGUGAAGGUUGGGGUACUUCUAACCAUGGGUUACCUGUUUCCUGUGCACUGUUUUCUUAUGGGUCCUUUCUUAAUGUCAUCUUUUGCCGGCCUGACUUUGUGUGUCCCGUGUUUGUUGAACUGAUCUGGAUACAGUGCAUGUGUUUGAGCGAAACGCUCCUGCAUGCUAAAGUAAAUGUUUUGUGUUUUAUCCUUUGAUUUUCAUUCAUUCAAAUCUGUGAUUUGAUUGUGGCGCCGUAUAAAACCAACCCUGUUUGUUUCGAAAUAUUGAUAAAGACCAUUAUUUUUUUAUAUAUAGUUCAGUUAUUUAUUUUACUGGCAUUUGUCUUUUUUUGCCUUAAUUGUUUUUAAUUGUGUGAAGGUUUUGAUAUCUUAUGUGCUAUCACUUGUGCCACAGCGCCAAUUGUAUUCGCAAUGUGUAUAUGUUGUGUUGUUUUUUUUUCAUUGUAUCUGUUUGUUUGUUUUUUUUUAAGAGCUCUGAAAUGCUUUUCCAGAGUUUCACAAAACAUUGCCUUGACACCUUGACUUUUUGAAGGGUCCCUAUACAGAAGCUUAAAACUUAAAAAAAAAAUAGUAUUCAUAUUUUUGACUAUUGAGUGGUCCCUGUACAUAUCCAAGAUGGGUGAAGGAACGUUGAUAGCCAGAAACUUUUUCCCGAAAAAGUAUUGUAUUUAAGAAUAUAUAGUAUUUUAUUCAUAAAUUGGAUUAUAACGCAUUAAGAGACGAACAAAAACAUUUAUUGUAUAGUUUUCUUCGAACGCCCAAUUAUAUUGUUUGUAAAUAAUGUAAAUAUGAUUGCAAAGAAGGAGCCAUGUGCAUGAACUUUAAACCACUGAACAUAAUGUAAAGAGUACAUGUGGUCUGUGAAAUGAUCUGAACGACUUCACUUUAAGAAUACUUUGUUGGAAAUGCUCUCCAAAGCAUGACGCUAUCAAAAAUCACGACCAAAACGUGUAGAUUUAGGGGAGAGCCAAACAAAUUCAUCAGACACGACUGGAGUUUUCUCUCUUCUUUUCAGGGGUAGCAUGAAUGAAGUAGUGAUCUUUUGCUGGCGGCGAUCGGUCAUGUGAAAACACAGUUGGAGAUAAAUAAGCUAAACUUUCUGAGAAAUCAGUGUUGGUAAAUCCAGUAUUGAAUGAGCAGAAUUCACUCCCACACCUAACGGUUACUGUACAUCCCGCCGAGAUUAUCACCACAAUUUUAUCCUGACUAGAAAGUGUUCUCACAUUUUAUCGUCUCUUAAAUCCACAUGACAAAUGAUGCCGGUUGGAAUAUUAACUUCUUAGCUACUUUCAGCUUUGUGAGCAGACGACUUGCUUACAUAAAUCUGAACAGGAAUUAAAGUAAAGCCGGUGAUCAACGGACAUCGUGAAUGUAGCCACCAACACGAACAUUUCAGCUUUCAUCCGAAUUUAAGACUGCCAUUCUUCAUUUUACAACUUUCAUGGCUUUAUUCCUACACUGGGCUAUUUUCAACCCAACAUUGGGUUAAAAAGGCACAAGCCCAGACGAUGGAUUAACCCAAAAAAAUUAUUUUGACCCAACAAUGGAAACCCAAGGGGCUGGGCUCGUCCCUUUUUGACUUAACGCUGGCUUGAAAAUAACCCAGCAUUUUUCACGUAUCAUGUUUCUGGGGUGCAUUGAAAACCCCAUGGUCAUGUAAUCACAAAAUCAUCUGACUUCACUUAUACGUGUGUCUACAAGAGAAAAGUGAGACUAACUGAGAAAAUUCAGCUGACGGGAAGCAUCAUUUUAACUUACACCAGCACAUUUAACCUGUUAAAGGAAAGAAUGUGAUGCUUUAUUAUGUGAGCUGAAUUACACAUUUAUUCUCAGCUUCGAUCCCCACAUCAGAUCCAUAGAUGUUAAACGUCUAACUUUAUGAGGAGGAGUAGGAUCGUGCUUUGAAGUUUUACUCAUCUCAGAGACUCAAUAUCAGUAUUAUAGAAAGUGCCUAAAACAUUUUAGCGAGUGUGUUGUUCCUAAAGAAGGUCAAUAUUAACUGACUCCUCUUUUUAACGGUAUGCAAAACCCAAAGGCUGAUUUAACUCUCCAAACUGGAAGUUUGUCACCUUAACGCCCAGGUCUGUUUUUUUAUGUAUAUGAAGUGAAGGCACCUAUCAUGUCAUGUUUCAUUUCACCAUGUUCAUUUGGUUUAUUGUAUUUUGAUUUUAUGAGCAUGUGGUGGUAUAAGAUUUUGUCUGACCCAGUAAAACACUAUGCAUGUUAUUUUUCCAUGUCUCAUCCAAACUGGGCCAGGAAAAUAGGACGUGCUCUGUAAUGUCGCAACUGCCAGCAAAGACGGCCACUGAGAUAUCAAGCGUUUGGGCAUCAAAAUAAUAUUCUUCCAACAUUGCAACGUUCAGGAAGUCAUAACCAGGACUCGCAUGUGAAGCUCACUACAUUCAACUGUUUAAGGAUCACCAGGUAUAUGUAUCUCAAUUCUCUUUCAUCCUAGGGAACAGAAAUGUCCGCCUCCCUUCUGUAGUUUUACUCAGGGUGCUAAAACAGGGAGAGGGAGACAACCUAGGUUAGAUUAAAUCUCCAGGUUCAGCUCAGACCACUGGGAUUAUCUACUUCCAUUUGUACGUCACUACAUUGUUCACUUUGUUAAAAAACCACUAUGAGAACGAGACUGUCAUUUCGGAGAACAGGAUAGGCCGCAUACGAGUUUAUAGACCAUUUUUCCAAAACUGAGCAGGUAUUGUUAUUCAUGUGACACAUCCCCCUCGGGACUGGGACAGCAUAACACGUAUACCUCAGUGUUAAAUACCCUCAGAAUAAGGUGGAUAGCUGGAUCAGUACUGGAUUAUGCUUUCUGUAUGUUUGUGUGAGAGAUGAGAAAUAUGCACUUUGUACAGCUCACCAAUCCCUCUCCAAAUCCCAGUACAUCCUAACUAUGUAUGUGUGUGUACGUGUAUGUGUGUGCAAUGUUUCAACAUAUGAGCUGGUUGCUCUCGAAUAUGGAUGAUGACAUGAGCACACGUCUAAAUGAGGGAAAACACUAUUGGUGCAGUUGGAAGUUUGUACGAUCUCCUAAAUCCUCUUUGGAACUCCGGGAAUGCAGGUUAGGCUUAAAGUGAACGGAUAACCACUCGACUAUAAGCUUUUCACUUACAAACACAGAGCAAUAAACACUUUGUUUUUAGCUGAUCUCCUUAUGUUGAACGAAUAUGGAUUGAGUAGAACAAAAAAAAACAGGAAAAGGGAAAAAACAUUGGGACAUGCUUAGGUUACUUCCUCUUAUGCAAUUACAGGUACACAGAGAGAGGUGGUCAGUGGACAUUAAGUUCAUAUCUCCCAGCCCUUAAUGCACGUUUUCCUCAUUUUAAAAUGAAGAUAAGAAAAAAUAUAGAUAAAAUAUGAGCCCAUAUUUCUUACAGGGCAGUGGGCUUUCGACACUCUGCAUGUGAAGCUAGUAUUAGACCUCCGUUUACCCUCCUCUAGCUCUCUCUCUCUCUUUCUCCUUCAUUUCUGCUUUGUGCCCUUAAAUCCUCCUCUGAUGAGUUUUUCUUCAUGUUCUGUUCUUGGCCGUCUGCCUCUUUCUGUCCUUCUUGUGAGUUUUUAUUUAUUUACUUUGAUUUUUAUGUUUUGUAACUGUGCAUGUGAGAGCAUCACUGAAUUGUUGGAUAUGUUUUAAAAAAUAAAAAAUAUUCAGCUGCUGAAGCCAUGCAAAACAUCUUGAAUUGCCCUUAAAAUAUGGAAAAUGUUUUCUGAAUGCUUUAUAUGAUUUCUGCUGUAAAAUAAAAUCUUAAAAGAUAAA
Misgurnus anguillicaudatus (oriental weatherfish) is the source of this 10299-nucleotide messenger RNA. It is a transcript of the gene camta1b, whose product is annotated as calmodulin binding transcription activator 1b. Gene Ontology annotation, cellular component: nucleus. NCBI's taxonomy places the organism in Eukaryota, Metazoa, Chordata, Actinopteri, Cypriniformes, Cobitidae. Gene Ontology annotation, biological process: regulation of transcription by RNA polymerase II. Gene Ontology annotation, molecular function: double-stranded DNA binding; transcription coregulator activity; protein binding. The record is from RefSeq and is a predicted model, not a curated record.